Molecule: messenger RNA, 1260 nt
Organism: Desarmillaria tabescens
Lineage: Eukaryota; Fungi; Basidiomycota; Agaricomycetes; Agaricales; Physalacriaceae
Exons: 3
Coding region: 357-1067 (236 amino acids)
Biological process (GO): mycotoxin biosynthetic process
Source: RefSeq, a predicted model, not a curated record
GAUGGGACGGCCUGCUCCACCGCACCUGAGAGUUGAUCUGCACCAAUCAUCUGCCCUGCCCUGCUCCCAAUCAUCAUCACAUGGUACCAGGUGCAUGGAUCAGAUAUAGGCCACGUCAGACUUCAAGAUAGUGCAAGCGCUCGUCUUCAUUUUCUCUUCAUCGCGAAUCAUUUCCCUCCUUAUCGCGCCUAGCAUACAGAUACUGAUGCUGAUAUUCUUUUGAUGUUACGUCCAAGUCGAUCGGUCAUUGGCUGAACGGCAUCAUAGCUGCGCGCUUAGAUCCACGAGCCACUUGGGUUGGCUAUCGAGUGGAUCCCAAAGACCCCAGACACAGGAGGAAGCUGUGAUAAAGGCAUAUGGUUGUCGAACGUGAUGGCUAUAUUCCACUGUUGGAUCUGGCCUUACGGAGUAUCGAAAAAUUUCGAGUACCUCCAGUUCUUCAAGCAAUGCGACUCAGUAGUGUCUUCACUGAGCAGAGCAGUCCGAUGCGCCUUGCUACCCUUGUCGUCAUAUGCGGAGCUAUAGGCCUACAAAUAGAAUGCAUCAUUUGGAUUCAGCGUUCAAUACUGCGUCUGAGCACUCACAACACUCAAAGCGACGAGCAGGCUAUUAAUUCAUGGCAGAUACCCGCCCUUGACCCCAUCUUAAUGGCAUUCGAAGACUCAGUUCAUUAUGGCAUACACGGCUCCGUUGCAAAGGCAGAGUGGGACAGUCUGGUUCCCGGCGACGGCCUGAUAUAUCUCGAAGAGCAGGGCUCUGAACGACCCUUCAUGAUAUCUAUGUUUCAUGAGCUCCGCUGCCUUGGUAUCAUUCGCGAUGGUCUUUUGGCUAGAUGGAAGGACGUCGAUAACCCACUCCCAUCGGAGGAAACACCCGCCGUUAUUCGCCAUUGCGUGAAUUAUUUGAGGCAAAUGAUCAUUUGCCGCUGUGAUAUUGCCGUAGAAAGUCUGAUGGAGAUGCCGUCGACUGGCUAUCCCGAUCUCUAUCUUUGCAAGGACUGGUCUGCCGUGUACGAUGAAGCAGUCAAAAACCAGCAGCUGCAUGCAAUGAGGACCUCAAACUCAUGAUACGACGCUAUCACUCGUUGGAAUGACUCACCACCUAUUCCAAUCAGUCAUUGGCGAGGACGAGAAAUCGCUCCGGAAAGAAUUCAAUCCGUUGUAACUGCCCUGAAUAGUUAGAAGAGAAGUGGAUAAUGGCCGAUCUUACUGUAAUCCAACAUGUAAAUCAGAUCCUCGAAAUUAUAGGCAUCACGCAUUC